Molecule: messenger RNA, 5638 nt
Organism: Ylistrum balloti
Lineage: Eukaryota; Metazoa; Mollusca; Bivalvia; Pectinida; Pectinidae
Product: sodium- and chloride-dependent taurine transporter-like
Exons: 14
Coding region: 144-2183 (679 amino acids)
Biological process (GO): sodium ion transmembrane transport
Cellular component (GO): membrane
Source: RefSeq, a predicted model, not a curated record
UAGUGGAAAACCGCACUUAUUUCUUCUUCUCGACUCGGCUUGUACUGUGAAAAUAUCGAGACUAAUAACUUGGUGUUGUUUCCGCAUAAGAAACAUCGGCUGGGAUAUUGGAGUGUUUUAUGUGGAGACAUUGAAUCUUCAAAAUGACCUCACCAGAUGAACGAGAAAAUUAUAAACUGGAACAAGAACACUUAACGAAUGGACAUCGAGAACAUGGAUGCUGCCCUGACGCGAUCUCUUCGGAUACAUCCGGAUCUUCCACAGAAAGCGACAACCCCAAAAAGGAGUUGUACCAACGGGAGGUUUGGACCCGGAAAAUUGACUUUCUGUUGGCCUGUGUUGGAUUUUCUGUCGGUCUUGGAAAUGUCUGGAGAUUCCCUUUCCUGUGUUAUAAGAACGGUGGAGGUGCGUUUUUGAUACCGUAUUUCAUAGCUGUUUUACUGGGAGGAAUACCAACGUUUUUCCUCGAAGUAAGCCUUGGCCAGUUCAUGUCUGAAGGAGGUGUAGGGUGCUGGAAGAUCGCUCCAUUGUUUCAAGGUAUUGGGUACGCAUGCGCCAUUAUCGUUUUUUUGCUGAACUGCGAGUACAACAUCAUCCUAACUUGGGCUUUGUACUACCUUUUCUCAUCGUUUACGGCUGUCCUUCCGUGGUCACAUGGCGAUAACGAAUGGAAUUCCCCUGAAUGCAGACAAAUGUACUCUGAACAGCCCACUAACUCCUCUACAGUCAAUCUGACCGGCAUAACCACCACCGUCGCCACAUUUGUGACCAGACUGGUCGACAACGUCUCUUAUCUAACGGACAAUACUACCAUGGAGACUGCCAAACCACCAGCGUGCGACCCCGUUACAGAGUUUUGGGAGCGGAAAGUCCUGCAGCUCUCCGACGGGGUGGACCACCCUGGCAACAUCAAGUGGGACCUCGCCCUGUGCCUCUUACUAGCAUGGAUCAUCAUCUAUUUCUGCAUAUGGAAAGGCAUUAAAUCAUCCGGAAAGGUGAUGUACUUCACGGCCACCAGCCCCUACGUGCUCAUGUUCGUCUUGCUUAUUCGUGGUGUCACACUGGAUGGAGCUAUUGACGGAAUACGUUACUACCUGAUCCCUGACUGGGAGAGGCUCCAGGACCCGCAGGUGUGGGUGGACGCAGGAACUCAAAUAUUCUUCAGCUACUCCAUCAGUUUGGGAACUCUAACAGCCUUGGGAAGUUACAACAGAUUCCAUCACAAUUCUUUUAGGGACAGCAUUGGCUUUGCUGCAGUCAACAGCUUCACAAGCGUGUUGGCGGGAUUUGUUAUAUUUUCCGUCUUGGGUUUCAUGGCUAAACAGCAAGGCACGACUGUGGAUAAGGUUGCCGAAUCCGGACCUGGAUUGGCGUUCAUCGCAUACCCGGAGGCAGUCAGACAGAUGCCAGUCGCGCCCCUUUGGGCUGUUCUUUUCUUUGCAAUGGUACUGUUGUUGGGUCUAGAUAGUCAGUUUGUAGGUGUGGAAGGUUUUGUGACCGCCGUAGUGGACGGUUAUCCACAACAUCUAAGGGUCGGUCGGAGGAGAGAAAUAUUUAUUGCCAUUGUUUGUGUUAUAUGUUUCUUCAUCGGCUUGUCCAUGGUGACAGAGGGCGGAAUGUAUGUAUUUCAGUUAUUCGACUACUACUCUGCGAGCCGAAUUGUUCUCGUUGUUGCCUUCUUCGAGUGCAUCGUGGUAGCUUACAUCUACGGCAUUGAUCGAUUCUAUGACAACAUAAAGAUGAUGUUUGGGUUCGGAUUACCAUCAUGGACCAAAGUUGUCUGGAUGUUCAUCACACCUGCAUUUACAAUGAGCAUCUUCAUCAUGGGAGCCGUCAGUUACUCUGAAUUAGACUAUAAGAGGAAGCACAUAACAUACAACUAUCCAUCAUGGGCAAUCGGCAUCGGUUGGAUGCUUGCUAUGAUAUCUGUCGUCUGGAUUCCAAUCAUUAUGGUUAAGCGUCUUUAUGAUGCUGAUGGCACGAUACAACAGAGAUUCAUUGCGUGCACAACACCACAGCUGAAGGAAAAUCAGAUACGUGACGGGGAAGACCUAAGUAAAAUAAAAUGUAUUACCAAUCACCUGAAUAUCAAAGAAACCUCCUCGCCAAGGGACAAUCUCCUGCCUACAUAUGCCUCUAGUAGUGGAAGUGUAAAUUUUGAUAAAACAGGAAACAAGCUAUAGAAGCAACACACUGGCCCCACGCUGUCAACACGGGGUCGUUAUUCUUUAUAUGUAGAUAACAAAUCUCGACUUAGUUCUCGAUUCAACGUUAAAUCAAUUUUGAAAUAUUUCAGCACUGGUUACGAGCCACAGGCUGAUAACCAGUGUAGCUGUAAUUGGUAUACUUAAUAUAAACUUAAAAACGACUAAUUGAAUUUAUCAUCCACAUACACCGUGGAUGUAGCCAUGACUAUGGUAGAGUGGACAUUCCAGCCCAAUACGUUAAACGCAGCUGCUAGAGAACAUCCUGGAGCUGUUACAAAAGACGGUGUUAAUGAGAACAAUUCACCAAUUUUCCCCUUUUCCAGAAAUGGUUAAAAAAAUAUGGACAUUCGAAUAUCGUUAUUUGUUGUAGUUUAUAAUUUUGAAAUCGUUCGUUUGGCAAUAUCUGUAUAAAAUAAGACUAUAACAUCACAUUUAAAUAUUUCAUUUAAAUAAACGUAUUUGCGCUCCUUUGUUUCUUUACUAUCAGUGGUUUUGGAUGAAAUGUCCUCUACACACCGUCUGCGUCAAUUGUCAUUUGUGAUUUAAAACCUUACCAGAAGGCGAGUACCUGAUGAGGGGCAUACCAAGCGCCGGUAAGGGAGUUAAAUGUGUUCAGUGGAGUGACACGAUUGCCAUUUCAUGUAAUAUAAUAGCAACAUGAAUAUGUGUAGUAUAGCACAAGAACAUUCACAGAAUGUUGUGUAGUCACAAAGCUAAAGCUUAUAAUGUCACUACGAAAGCACAACAUAGUGAACCUGUGAUUGAUAUAGAAUUAUUGUUUUAUUCCAGGUGUAUGAGAACAAAUACUUAAUCGUUUUAGUUGUGUUUUUAUUUAGUGUAGCAAACAUGUCAUGUUAUUGGAGGUUUUUGUCCUCAUAUUCCUUUACCAAAUAUUCGUAUUGUGUUUAAAUGAAAAUGCUUCGAUGAAAUAUGCGAUCAUUAAAAGAAAAAUGUCUUUCAUGAUAACCAUGAAACAGUAUUUGUAGAAAAUGACAAUCAAAACUGUAUCAGUUUUUAUAAUGUGUAUGGAUAAAUUUGAACAAAACUUUCUAAAAUCUUAGGUUUCUUACUAUUUCAUUUCGUUCGUGGCGGCGGUUAAAGACUUAAAAGGGUACGACAAUUGACAACGAAGGAUAUGAUAUUACAACAAAUGCAUUAUUAUAAAAAUCCAAAGAAUGUUUUAAGGCUAUGAAAACUAACGUUUAAUGGAACAGGGUAUUGACCUGCAUGUAUUAUUCAAUAUUAAAGUAAACCACAACUGUAUUUCAGAAUUAAUCGAUCUUUUGUUUAAUUGGUGUAAUAUAUUUACAAGAUCUGAUGUUGUUUAUCAACAAUUUCAGUCCUUUAGGUAUGUUGACCUUCAAUGUUGUAUGUAGACUAAUAUUUUCUCAGUGUUGAGAACAUCUUUAGUGCAUAUCAGUACAAUUGUUGUUGUUUAUCUUCAAUGUAUCAUAUACACAAUAUGCAAAACAUCUUUCAUACGGAAUUUUUAUAUAGCAAUUAAUGUUGACAUCCUGAUCUCUAAUCAUGUCUAACACAGUCACAUUUUAACUUUGUCAACACAGCAUACACGACAGGUCACAUACCGAAAAAUCAACGCGUAAAAUUUUUAUUAUUACAUUCUUAACAUAAAUAUAAAAUGUACGAUAGUGAAAAUGUAAAUAAUAUCAAAAAUGCAUAAAUUAAAAUCAAACACAAAGUAGGAUCAUACAGCUACAAUUAUGCUACACUUAUGUGUUGAUUAUUGUUAGAAUAUAGAAACAAUACAAAUAGUAUUCAAAACAUAAACAAUUGAUUGAGGAUGUUUACAAAUAUUGAAAAUUGAAACGUACACAGAGAAGACUAUAAACUGUAAACAAUGUGAGCAAACAUGAAAUAUUAUCCAAUGUUAAAAUAUUUCAACAUCAUCAAAUUCCAUUUCCUUUCAUGGUCAGAUAUACAUUUGUGGUAAACGUAAUUAAACAACAAAAUCCAUCAAAAUAAACCAAAUUACAUUCGGAUAAACCGAGUUCUUGAAAUGUAUUUAGAUAAAAUAAAUUCUCAAAGUACUUUACGGUAAACCAAAUUCACAGAAAGCAUGAAGGUUAACCAGAUUUGAUGCAAAUUUUCAGUUGCCCUAAAACGUCUCCCAUGUGAAGCGUUCUAGCUUGCACAUUGAGAACACUAUUUAAACUGUUCCAGUUCUUGGCUGUUGAUUUAUGUUCGUAUUUCAUUGAUGUAGCCAGUGUACUGAUACAUUUCCUUUCAUUGGUUUGUAUUUAAAUGUAUUCUACUGAUGUAAAAAGCAAGGUAUAUAUGAUGCAGCGUUCUUAUUUUAUAUUCUGACGGGAACAACGUUAAACAUGUAUAUUAUUGUAUAUUAUAAUGGAACUUAGGUUGCGUUAAGACUUUUUAAAAACUUUUUUAUAUAGACAUUGUUUAAGUAUGGUACCAAGUUGUCUCGUUUUAUAUUGAAUUUGCUUAAUUUUAUUAGAAAACCAUAACGGUAAUUUUUAUGAUUUAAACAGAUUUUAUUGUCACCUGGCAGAUGGAUUAGAUCAUGUAGUUAUCUCGUUCAAGGUAUUCAUUCACAAAUAUACUUGCGUAGGUAAAUCAGUACCUGUCCAUUUGCGUAGGCGUUGUAAGUCAGUUAAGACUCACAUGAGGGUUGUGUAAUUAAUCAUUAAUCAGAUAAAGUUCAACCUAACAAUGCAAUUAUGUAUCUUGGUCACCGAAUCUGUUGCGUGAUAAUCACUUUAUCCAUUCAAAAUAUAAUGUCUCCCACUUCAAACGAUCUCCUCUCAAAGCAUGCUCUUUGUUAAACCCGAACCAAUAAUCAAAACAAUGUUUUUGAAUUUCUUGCCAUUUAGUAAAGCAGAACAGAGAAAGCGAUUCCACUCUUUAUUUUGAAUUGUUUCCUGAAACAAUAAUCAUUUUCAUCCGUUUUUCUUUUCAUAAAUAAUCUAUCGUUUGAUUCACAAUGAAGUUAUUUUCACAAGUAGUUUUUUUUUCAAGCUUACUGUGUUGAUAUGAAAUUAGUUGAAAAUUAGAAAGGUUGCCUUAUUAUUUUUUAAGUUAAAUUAAAAACUUGUCUUUUUUUUAUUUGUUUUUUUUUUUAUUUUGUUGUUCGUGAAAAUCGUGUUUUACGUUUUGUUUAACAUGAUAUAGAACGCAUUCAAAGCACUUUGGCUUCUCAAAGUUAUGACAGUUUUGUAGAUUUAUAAGUUCCUUACAAAAGAUUGUGUUAUAUCAGAUUUACACCUAACAUUUGUGUUUAUAACAAAGAAAAGAUAGUUAAAGUUAAUUGUAUUUCAAAUUUCCUACGGAAAAUAAAGGAGAUUUUAACAAGGAAACACGAGUUUAUUGUCAACAGUGUUAUUUACCUGUGAAAUUGUCAAUGUUUAUUUUGUUUUAAACCUUUCAAGAAAUAAAACAUGAUGAUCAGUAAAUAA